UCAGCGGUCGGCAGAGCUACGGGAGGGUGCGAGCUGUGGACUGUCGCUGCCGUGGACGUCAGACGGCCGCUGUGGACUGUGGACAGACAGUGGACAGUGGACGGUGGACAGUGGACGGUGCAUGGUGGACACGGACAGCAGUGAGAGCCACUGUCAGAGUUAUGAAGCUGCCCGUGCCGACCGCGCUGAUCCUAGCCGGCCUUCUGUGCGUGGCCGGCCGGCCCCAGGCAUCCUUUUUCGUGCCGCCCGAUUAUAUUGGGGCGGUCGAGUCGAUACCGUUGGCCACAGAACCGCCCACUGGAAACAUGGGCAGACUCUCACAAAGGCGGCAGGCGGAGGAGCAAAGAAUGCUCAAGGAGAUACUAAACCACAUUUUAAUAUCUCUGGAUAUGCCGUGCCGACCGCAAGCGCCGCGACUCUCCAGCGACGAGCGGCGUAAGCUGGCGCGGCUGGUCAGCAGCAUGCAGAGUCGGCGCUACCACGACCGGAGCGACCUACUCAAACGGGCGCAGAGCUUCUAUCCGACCUGUGACCACCAGCCCGAGUCGAGUCAGGACUCUGACCGUUCAUCGCCCUCUAUGGACGUCUAUUUCAACCUGACGUCAUUUCUGCCCUCGGUGCCCGAUGACGUCACCAUAGAGCAGGCCACUCUCCGGGUCUACAAACUGGCCGCACCGGUUGGAGAAGAGCAGACGGUGCGAGUCUCCCUCCACGCAUAUGCCUCCAACGACUCAGACCAGACGCACGAUUCAUCCUGGGCUAACGGAGGCGACGUCUCUCCUUGGGAUCAAGGAGGUGACGUCACACCAUGGUCUGCUGGCGUCACUCCCUGGUCUGAUGACGUCACGAAUGACGUCAAUCCGUGGUCAAGAACCCCAGCCGGCCCUCCCGGCCCCUCGGCCGGCCCGCGGCUGGUAGACAGUCUGACGGUGGCCCCCUCUCGGCACGGCUGGCUGACGUUCGACGUUCGGUCGGCGGUGCGUGCCUGGCAGCUGGGAGCCGACAGCUGGGGCUUCCUGCUGACUGUACAGGACACGGCCGGCCGGCAGCUGCCGCCCCGCGCCUUCCUACAGGGCAUGGAUUGUGACGUGGCUGUGACCAGCAGCCCGGUGCCGGGUGUGCUGGUCAAGGUCGCCCAGGACGCCCACCUGGACAUACAGGCCGAGCCUCGGUACCCUGUGCUGGACCUACUGACCGCCGAGCCGGCCGCCGAGACACCACUGCCCGUCGGCAGCGCCUCGACACUCGACGAGCCGUGCCCUCCUGCUGGCGGGCAGGGGAGCAGGAGGCAGGGCAGACUCCCGCACCGGCCAUCGGCCGCCGGUCGUCGUCACCGCCACAGCCGCCAGCGGCGUACCGCCGACAGGUCGUGGCGCCGCCACAGGCAGCCCUGAGCGAUCGCAGCACCACCUGUGGGAGCGCCGAGUGACGACAGCGCCACCUGUGACGGUACCGAGCCGCGCAGAGGGCGACACUAUGCGCCCGCACCGCCAGCGGAGCGUCGGCUGGACGGUCAAUGUGGGUACUUUCCGAUCCAGCUAGGGCGAGCCAUGAGGGCGAGGUCUAAAUCAGCUCUGUUUUCGUUCUUCAGUACAAAUGGAUAUGCAACGUACCGCUCUGCCUGGCGCUGCUUUGACAGCGAGGCUGAUAAGAGGUACCACUGGACGGCUUCGAGGUACGUACUGAAGCUCGGCACAUCUUUUCUUACAGACCCUAUGGCAGUGCUUGACGAUAAUACCCGCUAGGAAUGUGUUAUGGACUAUAUCUGCCUAUUGAUUGCCUGUUGUGUCCCUCGUCCUCUGUUUGGUGCAACAUCGCUCAUAGAUCUGAUGCCCGCAAGUGCUACUUUGUGUACAUAAAGUGUGCUAUAGGUGUACGUACGGUAAAAGGUUUUGGUGUCAAUUAUCUAUACCAUGUUUUGAGAAUUUACCGCAGCGUUAUUUUCCCUUGCAUAUCGUGGUAUUGCCCUCCCAAAAAGAAGCCUUCAUCAUGUGAGAAUAGCAUGACGAGUGAAUGGUGUCUUGUCUCGGGCAUUUUUCUAUAGCGUAGUGUAACGUGCAAUGUUUAGAGCGUGUGCUGAUGUGCAAUACGCUCGAUCCCUGCCUUUGACCUAGAAUAUAGCAAUACAUUCUAACACAACCAUUCAUUGUGAAUGCUCGCCGCAAAGCUUCGGUGAGCCGAGCCCGGUGGCUAAGCGAACCGUUUAGGCGCAACACUCACGCCGAAUAAAUGAAUAAACGGUGACGUUUUUGUU
Molecule: messenger RNA, 2254 nt
Organism: Amphibalanus amphitrite
Lineage: Eukaryota; Metazoa; Arthropoda; Thecostraca; Balanomorpha; Balanidae
Exons: 6
Coding region: 162-1394 (410 amino acids)
Biological process (GO): SMAD protein signal transduction; BMP signaling pathway
Cellular component (GO): extracellular region
Molecular function (GO): cytokine activity
Source: RefSeq, a predicted model, not a curated record